Trifolium pratense (red clover) is the source of this 1276-nucleotide messenger RNA. Its product is annotated as methylecgonone reductase-like. Gene Ontology annotation, molecular function: aldose reductase (NADPH) activity. Bases 190 to 1152 code for a protein of 320 amino acids. The transcript has 5 exons. The record is from RefSeq and is a predicted model, not a curated record. Lineage: Eukaryota; Viridiplantae; Streptophyta; Magnoliopsida; Fabales; Fabaceae. Gene Ontology annotation, cellular component: cytosol.
AGAAACAAAAGACAGAAACAGACUUGUAGACGCUCUCAAAUAGUUUGAAUAAAUUGUCAAGUUGGUUCAUAAGUCAGACAUUAAUUUGAAGUCUUUUGGUGGGGUAAACUUGAGCUCACUCUCUCUUUAUCUCUAUCAUCGAUCACAACUGCAUAUAUAGGAUAAGAGGAGGAUACAAACAAUACAUUGAUGGAGCAAAAGGCAAUUCCAGAAGUGAUGCUAAACUCUGGCCACACAAUGCCUAUGUUUGCCUUUGGAACUACAGCACUGCUUCUCCCACCAAAUGAUGAACUCAUUCCAAUCAUCAUUGAUGCCAUCCAAGCUGGCUACCGCCAUUUUGACACUGCAGCUAUGUAUGGUUCUGAGGAAGCCCUUGGCCUAGCUAUAGUACAAGCACAAAACCAAGGUCUUAUCAAGAACCGUGGCGAUAUUUUCAUCACCACUAAGCUUUGGUGUACUGAUGCACAUCCUGACCUUGUCCUUCCUGCACUCAAAAACUCACUGCAGAGGUUGGGACUUGAAUAUGUGGAUCUUUACCUAAUCCACUUUCCUGUGAGAUUGAGACCAAAUGAAGGGAUUUUCCCCAAAGGAGAAGGUGUGCUUCCUUUUGACAUGAAAGGGACCUGGGAAGCCAUGGAAGAGUGCUCUAAAUUAGGCUUAACCAAGUCUAUUGGUGUCAGCAAUUUCGGAGCAAAAAAGCUUUCUGAGCUUCUACAAAAUGCUACUAUUCCACCAGCUGUUAAUCAGGUUGAAAUGAAUGUAGCAUGGCAGCAAGGAAAUCUGAGAAAAUUUUGCCAAAACAAAGGGAUUCACAUGAGUGCAUGGUCUCCUUUGGGAGCUAAUGGUGCUAUAUGGGGUAGUCUUGCCGUAAUGGAAAGUCCAAUCCUAAAGGACAUUGCAAUCACACCAGGCAAGAGUGUGCCACAGAUUGCAUUGAGAUGGGUGUUAGAGCAAGGUGUUACUCCAGUGGUGAAGAGCUUCAACAAGAUAAGAAUGAGAGAAAAUCUUCACAUAUUUAAUUGGGAGCUUAGUGCGGAUGAUUUGGCGAAGAUUAAGCAAAUUCCACAACGUCGAGCUGGCUUAGUAAGAGAAUUUGUAUCUGAAAAUGGACCUUACAAAACCUUGGAAGAUCUUUGGGAUGGCGAGCUUUGAUUUCCAACUACAUUUUGUCUAAAUUUCAAGUACUCUGAAUUUGAUUGAAAUAACAUUAGUAUUGUGUUGUGUUACCACUUAAUUUGAUCACUAUUUUUAUAAAUGGAAGAUUUUUUUUCACUAA